Messenger RNA from Penaeus indicus, 2415 nucleotides. RefSeq names its product mitochondrial disaggregase-like. Gene Ontology annotation, biological process: cellular response to heat. Gene Ontology annotation, molecular function: protein binding; ATP binding; ATP hydrolysis activity. The record is from RefSeq and is a predicted model, not a curated record. The transcript has 7 exons. NCBI's taxonomy places the organism in Eukaryota, Metazoa, Arthropoda, Malacostraca, Decapoda, Penaeidae. Gene Ontology annotation, cellular component: cytoplasm; mitochondrion. The coding region runs from base 84 to 2066 and encodes 660 amino acids.
CUCAGUUCGAGUGGCAGGCCCUCAAGGCUCGCCACGAUUCCUCUCUUAUUCAGCACCAACUUAGCACUGCAGGAAGUGGCAAUAUGAGAAAAUUAAAACUCUUUGUGUACUUGAGAGGCGUGAUCUCAUUUCAAAGCAAACAAUGCGCGAAAAAUAUCCAGUCUUUCCACUUAGCGAGGCCAGAAAUUAUGCAAUGUUCCAGGUCCUUCAUCCCGCUGAGGAGGAACUCGCUCUUCCCAUCCACGAGAACUACAAACCAUGUCCUGGAAUUAAAGGAAAUAAACCGUGUGCCCUUAAGCGUCAUGUGCUGGCAAGCUUUUCAGCGGAGUAGACACGAGGGUAAAGGUCACUGGAGGUCAAGAUGGAAAUCCCGAGAAAUGGACGUCUCUUUGCCGGCCACUCUCGGACUGGUCACGGCCUUCUGCUGGGACAUGAACAGAGAGAAGAACGUCAACGAGCGCGAGUUCCUCCUGGCUGCAAUGGUUGGGAAUAUUCCUAGGAUGGAGGAAUACCUAAAGAAGGGCGUGGAUGUAAAUUGUCGUCACCCGUAUGGUUGGACGGCACUUCAUUCAGCAGCUGCUAAUAGUCGUCCAGAAGCUGUGAGAUUCUUACUUAAAAAUGGGGCGGAUCCAAACUUGGCAGAUACUUUUUCAAAUAUAUAUCAGGUUGCACGUGAAAACAGAACAUCACCUGUAAGUGUUGAAGCGAUAAGAGAGGGUGAGUUUUGCACAUUGUUCAACCAUAGUCGAAUGUUCCGUGGGUGUACAGCCCUCCACUAUGCUGUACUUGCCAAUGACCCAGAGAGUAUUCAGAUAUUACUAGAUGCUGGUGCAAACCCAAUGCUGGAAAAUGAAUAUCGUUUCAAACCAGAAGAUUACUCGAGGGAUAUUGGAAUGAGGACAAUGAUGCAGAGGCAUUCUGAAAAGUACAUUGCCAAGCAAAAGAAGGAGGAAAUGGAAGAACGAAGGAAAUUUCCCCUAGAACAAAGAAUCAAACAGAGAAUAAUUGGCCAAGAGGGAGCCAUAGCAACGGUUGCUGGUGCCAUAAGGAGGAAAGAGAAUGGUUGGUAUGAUGAAGAACAUCCGCUUGUGUUCCUCUUCCUUGGUUCUUCAGGAAUAGGUAAGACAGAGCUGGCCAAGCAAGUGGCUGAAUAUCUGCACAAGGGAAAGAAAUCAUCUUUCAUUCGCAUUGACAUGUCAGAGUACCAGCAGAGGCAUGAAGUGGCCAAGUUCAUUGGUUCCCCCCCUGGAUAUGUUGGGCAUGACGAUGGAGGGCAGCUAACCAAGAAGCUAAGAGAGUGUCCCAAUGCUGUGGUUUUAUUUGAUGAAGUAGAAAAGGCACAUCCUGACGUUCUUACCAUUCUGCUGCAGCUGUUCGAUGAAGGCAGACUAACUGAUGGAAAAGGAAAGACUAUUGAGUGUAAGGAUGCAAUCUUCAUCAUGACAUCAAACCUUGCAAGUGAUGAGAUUGCUGAAUAUGGAAUACAGCUGAGAGAAGAAGCUGAUAAAAUUAGCAAAACUAGAUAUGAAGGACAGCCUGAAGAUCUAGAAAUUACUGAGACUAUCACCGUAUCACGGAGGUUCAAAGAGAAGAUUGUUCGUCCUAUUCUGAAGAGUCAUUUCCAGAGAGAUGAGUUUCUAGGAAGAAUAAAUGAAAUAGUUUAUUUCUUGCCAUUUUCAAGAUCAGAACUUUUGAAGCUUGUGAGGAUGGAACUUGAAAAAUGGGUCAAACAGGCUCGUGAGAAGCAUAGCAUUGAGAUGAAGUGGGAUCCCAUGGUUUUGGAUGUCUUGGCUGAUGGCUAUAAUGUUUACUAUGGGGCACGUUCAAUUAAACAUGAGGUUGAACGUCGCCUGGUUAAUCAGCUCGCCCUGGCCUAUGAAAGUGGUCUUGUGACACCUGGCUGCACAGUAUACAUCUACACAGAUAUUCCUUCGACUGAAGAAGAAAAAGCCAAGCUACAGGAUUCUCCAGCACCCAUCAAAAUACGCGUCAGAUCAAAAGAUGCAGACAGUUUCACGGAAGUAGACCCAAACUCAGCUUUGAAAACACAGGAUAAAGAGGAGUAACAUUAGGAAGUCAUAGUGCUAAGGAAAAAAUUUGUGCUGAAUUUUAUUAUUUACUUUUUAUUGCUAAAGCUAUAUAUACUCCAAAUAAAUCCACUAGAACCUUUUCUUCUCACACUAAAAAAAAAUUGAGAAAAAAUAGAUUUCCAUGUCAUGCAUUUAGUAAUUUAUUGGAUUAGUAAAUUUCCCCCCUCCCCCCCAGAGGAUUGUAAAUACUAUUGUAUUAUGUAAAUAUUUAUGGGUUUUUAUUGUGUAUACUGUAAAUAAAAUAGGAAAAUAUUAACCAAUAAGAAUUGUAGCAAACAAGUAAUGUGUAUGUGCAUUUACUGUAAAUGAAAAUGACUUCAAGAUA